UGGAACACGAGGAUGGGCCCGGCAUACUGAUGGUCAAUUUGGACAACAGCGCUCGUGAGUUCCAUAUUCUUCACAAGCACCUGAUCUGUCGUGGGGAUAGCUUGCUCGUCUCCAUCGACGAGGGCAACAUCCUGCGCAGUACACGGGUCGAGCAGGGAUAUGUUCCCGCCAGGAAGUGGACUGCCAAAGCAGAGCGACGCUUCCUAGAUGUCAGAAAGUAUGCAGCAGCUUUGCUUUGCGACAUGGAAAGCAAUAUUCUGUCGGCCGAAACACGAGUUCGUGCUGCUUUGCAGGAGCGUGACGAGGCUAUUCGCCGCGGGGACGAGGCUAACAACAAAUUCUUGGAAACCAGGCAGCAGAUGUUGGCCGUGUAUAGGCUACUGGCAGAGAAGGAAGUAGUUAUCGUUGGACUCCGAGAAUGCCUGCCCUCCAUAGAAAUUGUGGACGUGAAAGGAGACUCUGAAGAGACUGUGUCAACAUACCAUUGCUCCUGUGAGUCGUGCAUUGCGAAACGCGAAGCGACCUCCCUUCCCGACAACAGAGCUCAUCGUGGGGAGUGUUCUGUGCACGCCGGAGGUCCGGCGGACGAUAGUGUUGCUGAUAGUGGUGUCGGCAUGCCGAAACAGGCUAUGGAUGAAGACAGGAUGAAGACAGUACAUGAUGAAGAAGCGCAGCUAGUGUGAGUUCAAAUUGGCUUUCAUGAAAGUGUCACCGCAUGGGGUGCCAGGCAGUUGUCGAGCAGCGGCCACUGGCCAACAGAGCAUGGGAUGGGGAAAAACGUAUUUACGUCCGGUAGGCUUUUUGGCUUUUGGAGAGAGAGAGAGAGAGAGAGAGAGAGAGAGAGAGAGAGAGAGAGAGAGAGAGAGAGAGAUUUCAUGGCCGAUCAUUUCGAUCGACACUACUGCGGCAAGUGAGAGAGAGAGAGAGAAGAGAGAGAGAGAGCAAGGGUGCAAUGCCUGCCUUCGUCCUGAUCGGAUAUUUAAAGGCGUCAAUGCUGACCAUUUUAUAUGUUUAUGUGGUCAUUGUCAUGCAAGUAUGAACAAAGACUUUGGGAUCGA
Messenger RNA from Chara braunii, 1058 nucleotides. The record is from the annotation of a GenBank genome assembly. NCBI's taxonomy places the organism in Eukaryota, Viridiplantae, Streptophyta, Charophyceae, Charales, Characeae.